Paramuricea clavata is the source of this 2435-nucleotide messenger RNA. NCBI's taxonomy places the organism in Eukaryota, Metazoa, Cnidaria, Anthozoa, Malacalcyonacea, Plexauridae. The record is from the annotation of a GenBank genome assembly.
CAAAAAACAUGGUGGAAAAACUUUGGACAAAAAUUGAGAAAAAGUUUGCAAUUUCAACGAGCUAAAACUCGAAAACUUUAUGGAAAUUUUGUUUUAUUUAGGCGAAUAUUUGUGCGUAUGGUUCUCUUCUCGCAAUGGCACGCCCGCCAGAUAAAUUUCGGUCACGUUUGAAGCAACUUUUGGGGUUGAAACGGGACACAAGUGGUUCACUUUCCCCACAGCUCCCGCCAAUUGUUGUCGAAGAACCUGUCGAAUGUGAUGAACUUCUUAAGGUAAGGAUUAGAUUAACGAUACAGGUAUGAUAACUGCUUGCAGGAAGGCAUACUAUUAACAAUUUUUCACAGGUCAGGACAAAGUAUUGGACCAUAAGACCACUGGUGUCAUAACACUGUCACUGUCAGCUGUGUGACUCUGACGUACUGUCAGAUUAUAAAACAUUCCAUCCUAAACAACACGCCUCAAUGUGUUAUAUAUAUAUUAUUGUAUUCAGACAAUUCAGUCAGUUUUUAACAGUACACAAUACUAAUUUGAAAUUUCCAUAAAAUGCGAAACAAAAACAUGAAACAAUUUACAACACUCUUGGGCUGUCUAAAUUUCAAAUUCCUUCACCUUGGGGCCCAACAGCAGAGUUAAUCAAUACCAUGAGUCCAUGACAUCUUUAGGACUUUAGUUGGCAAAUUAAUGUCCCAAAUUGUGCACUGCCAAAUCAUGUUGAACCUACCUAAGGCCAAUGGAACUGUAGAUUCUGUUUAGCGUCAACUGCCCGCAUGUGCUUGCAAAUACCGCAAGAAUUUUUCAUUAUUCUUAAUUAUUUUCAUUAUUUGUCAUUAUUUUUAAUUUUACGCAUCGAAACUUUCAAAUAUACAUCAAAUCAUCAAAUCUUCAAGAAAAUUUUAACAAUUCUUGAGGGUUUUGCCUAUAAGCUUCUGAGAUAUCAGCUAUGUCUUUGACUCAGACCGUUUCAUAAAAUGAAAAUUUCAUUUUGAAUAACACACGCGGGCAGGUGACGGUAAACUGAUACCUCAAUUCUACUCACGUAGGAUGAAUUCUCAUGGAUUUCUCAUUGAUAAAUACAUUUAUUUAAUUAUGUUGUAGGAAGUCCACCCAGAAUCAGGCAACAGUCAGUCGUCGCGUGCUCGUGUUUUGAAAGAACUGUGUGAGGUUGUUGCCGCAAAACAAUUGGAAGAGGUACAUUGCAUAUAACAUUUGCCCCACAACACACCCACAACACAUUGGUGUACAAAAUUUGAUUUUGAAACAAACAUAUUAAACAUAUCUGCCAUUUGAUCUGUGAGACUGAAAAUGGCUGAAUUUUAAAUUGUAAUUAAAAAUUGAGGUCAAAACAUUAAAGCACAAUUCAAGGGUAAAGUUCCAAGGCCCAAGUUCAAUGGCCCAAGUUCAAUGGCCCAAGUUCACUGGCCCAACAGGCCAAGCAAAUAGUAUGGUACUCUUUCUAUCUAGGUUGGUUUUGGGCCAACCGAGAGUACUAUUGUAUUCACAGGGCGCAAUGUGACUCAAUGGGUUAGCCUCUCUAACAACAACGAACAAAACUGAAUAAUUAUAAUACUAAUAGGAAUAAAAGGAAUAAAAUGACUGACCUUCAAAAACACUGUGAAUUGUUUAUAUUUUGUAGCAUGCAGUUGAAGCUUUAUGGUUGGCUGUCAAAGAUCUGCUACAACCAGAAAACCCAGCUGAUGUCCGACAUAUCACACUCCAGUUUCUAACAUCUCUCGUUACUGGACAGGUCAGCAUAAUCUUAAAAUUCUUAUUACCAAAGGCAAAUGUUGUUUAACCCCCCUCCCUUGUUAUUUAAGGGGGGUUGAACCAUUUGGAAAAGGGGGAAGGGGCUUUAAGACUACAGCUACGAUAAGUACCACAAUAAAUAUAUUUGAUUUUGUAUCUUUGUAUCACAAUUUCUGUUUCAAUUAUUUAGUAUGGAAGUCUCAAAUUGUUGCGAGCUCACUUCUUCAAGGUUAUUGAAGCUCACAAUGUCCCCGAUGAUUUGAUGCACCGGUAAUAACUAGUUCAUGCAGCUUCUAUCAUUCCCAAAGUAAAAGAUUUCAUAUGCGAGUGGUUCAAGUAAAAAUGAAACUGUUAUGCAUAGCAUACGGAAAAUGACUUUUUUACCAUUUUAUAACCAACAUAAUGUCAACAAAUACAUAUGUUAAAAAAGUCAUAAAUUCUCCGUAUUUCAGAGAAUUAUUAUUUUUGAUAUAUGUUGUGUUAGUUGACAUCAUUCAUGUUGGUUAUGAAAUAGUAAAAAAGUCAUUUCUGUAUACUGUUCGUUUCGUGUUUACUUGAACCACUCACAUAUUGUAUUUUCUUAAAUUAGCAGCUCAAAAUGGAUUUUGUUCUUCUAUAGGUUACUUUUUUUGAAAGCUUUGACUCUCGAGGGAAAAGAUAUUCUAUUCUUUGAAGAGCAAAUUGGUACGUUU